AUGAAUAUUAUUCAUUGUGCUGCAACACGUAGAAGUGCAAUGGCAAACAAAAAGCUUAUCUAUCCAGCGGCAGAGCGGAAUAAAAAUCCAAUCCUCUCGGUCUUACAGCAAUACAUUCGUCGAGGGCCGAAUCAAAUUCUCUUGGAAAUUGCUUCCGGUACCGGCCAGCACGUGACACACUUUGCACCUUAUUUCCCUCACGUAACAUUCUACCCAUCGGAGCUCGAGGAUCGUCUUUUAGACAGUAUUUCCGCUUACAGCCAAGAGUUCCAAAAUAUCGCCAAUCCCACGAAAAUCGACAUUACCACGGAUUAUCACACUUGGCCUGGUAAUGUCUUUCAUGAAAAGAGCUUUGAUUACAUUUUCAAUGCGUGUCUCGUUCAUAUCGCACCGUUCAAAUGUGCGGAGGGCCUCUUCAAAAAUACUGGUCAGCUCUUAAAAACUAAUGGAAUAUUCUUUAUGUAUGGUCCCUAUGCUUUAAAUGGAUUACUGUAUCCGGAGAGUAAUAUUAACUUCGAUCAGAAUUUAAGAUCCCAAAAUCCCGAAUGGGGAAUUAGAGAUAUCACGGAAUUGAAAAAAUUGGGCAAUAUGAAUGGGAUUCAGCUGUUCGAAAUGAUCGAUAUGCCGCAAAAUAACAAAACUUUAGUUUGGCAGAAAGUCGACUGUUGAUAGUUAUUUUCAGUACGACGCUAAUCGUAAUUAUACGAUAUAAUACAGAAUAAAAUAUAUUAUAAGCAACGCAAAGUACAUUUAUACUUUACAGCUUUUCCAUGUAUAAAUCUGUUAUGAAAGUUAUUAAUAUUAAAUUUAUGUGCGCCACAACUCUUACC
This is a messenger RNA of Ceratosolen solmsi marchali, 830 nucleotides long. Its product is annotated as UPF0585 protein C16orf13 homolog A. The transcript is spliced from 2 exons. Lineage: Eukaryota; Metazoa; Arthropoda; Insecta; Hymenoptera; Agaonidae. The coding region runs from base 1 to 669 and encodes 222 amino acids. The record is from RefSeq and is a predicted model, not a curated record.